AUGUCCCAUGUCCAGGUGGUGGUCCGAUGUCGUGAUCGGAUUCCGCGAGAGGUCCAGGCGCACCAGCCCCGGGUGGUCGACACCGGGAGCGACACCUACGACCGGCGCGAGCCCCACGUCACCGUGGCCGUGCCCAACACCGACCCCAAGACCUACGCGCUCGACGGCGUCUUUGGCGGUAACGCCUCCCAGCAGCUUGUCUACGACACCGUGGUGCGCCCGCUCGUGUCCCAGUUCUUGCUGGGGACGCUGGUGACCGUAUUCACCUACGGACAGACGGGCACGGGCAAAACCUACACCAUGGUGGGCGAACACAAUCUGGCACGAGUGAGCGAUGACGUUACCGAAGACUUACCCCGUGGCGCCGGCAUCAUCCCCCGAGUGCACCAGCAGAUCUUUCAGGAGAUGAGCGCCGACCACACUUUGGAGUGUCUGUUUAUCGAGCUCUAUAACGAGCAGUUGGGCGACUUGCUCGCGCCCGACGCGCAGCUUCGCCUCCUUGAGGAGAACAAACGAGUCACCGUCAAGGGGCUGAAACCGUGUUACAUCACGCUGUACCGUCACGCCACCCAGGUGUUGAACAAAGGGCUCGACAACCGCAAGACCGCCGCCACCAAGCUCAACGACAAGCUGCUGCGGCUGCACAUGAUCUACACCCUCGAGCUCUGUCGCCAGGUUGACGAAAACCAGUUCGUGCGGUGCAAGCUUAAUCUCUGCGAUCUUGCGGGGCUGGAAAACGUCCAGCGCCUGGGCGCCACCCAGUCACGGGCGCGCGAGGCCGGCACCAUCAACAAGCUGUUGCACGCGCUCGGGCGGGUGAUCUCGGCGUUGGCGCUGGACUCACGGGCGCCGAAGACCAUGGGGCACAUCCCCUACCGUGACUCUAAGCUCACGCGGAUCCUCCAGGACUCGCUUGGCGGCGCCACCCGCACGGCGUUGAUCGCUACUGUGUCGCCCGUACGGGUGGACGCCGACGAGACGUUGCUGACGCUCGAGUACGCCGCUAAGGCCAAACACAUCAAAAACACCGCCGAGGUCGGUACCAGCGACGCCGUGCUUAAACGGGUGGUGGUGCACGAGCUCCAGCAACAAUAUGCUCAGCUCAUGGCCGAAUUCGCUACCACCAAGGCGAAACAAGGGGUAUUUUUAGCACCAGAACGCUACAACGAAAUGGUGGCACAAGCCGACACCGAUAAGACCACCAUCAGCGAGCUUCAGCGCCGCGUAGCAUACCUCGAAAAACAGCAACAGGAGUACGACGAGUUUCGCCGCUACCACCGGGCGCAGACGAAGCAAUGGGACGCCGAGCGCCAGCAGUUGAAACAAGAACUUGACGACGCCCACGACCGCAUCGAGCACAAGAACACCGAGUUGGCGCUGGUGACCAACCAGUGGCACCAGGAGCGCCAGGCGGUGGCCGAGCUCGGCACCUGUUUCCACAGCUACGCCAGCGAGGCGACGCAGAUGACCCAGCGGGCAUUGGCGGCGCUCUCGGGCGACUACGUGCCUAAGGUGACAGCAGAGUUCCAGCAAUUACAAAGUCAGUACCAACAGUUGGCUAAGCAUACAGAGACGUUGGCGCUGGGAGGCAGCGACGCGGUGGCGGCGCUUCAUACCAUGGCGAAAGUGGUGACGGCCCACCGCAAUAAUGCCCGCACGCUCACCCAGGCGGUGGUGGCGGCGACGUCGGAGGCGCCGCUGUCGCCGAAACCGGUGGCGAUUGCGCCCCACAUGGUCCAGAUGCAACAACGGGCGACUAAGCUUUUCAGUCAGUGGUGGGAGCUGCUGAUGGCGCCGAUGGUGCGCCAACAAAUGGAAAAAUGUGUCAGCGAUACUGGCGACGGCUGGCGGGCGGCGACCACUGCCUACCACCACCAGGUACGCCAAGCGGCGGCGCAGGCGUCGUCGCAGUUCGCUACUGAGAUGACGGCACUUCUGGCGCAACAGGCGCUGGCAGAGCAAUCGGUGCUGAAAUGGCAACAGCUUAGCCGCACGCUGGCCGCUGAUGGCGAGCGCCGCCCGCAGGUGGCGGUGCCGCUGGCCGACCCCGUGGUGGACGAGUUGAAUCUGGUGAUGGCGUUUUUACGGGAGCUGGCGCCGGCGCCGCCUCCGCUGCUGGCGCGGCUGCUGGCCCGUCUGCUGCAGACGCUGACGCCGGUGCACCCGCUGAGGCUACGGUCUCCUAAUCGCUCGUUGGGGUGGAGAGCGCUGCCGCAAAAGGUACUGCCGCUGAAAGCACUGCCGCUGCGACGCCGGCUGAGUGGGGUAGCGCCGGCGACGACGCCAUUGGCGCCAUUGACACCGUCGGCACUGACUAACGGCGACGCCCGGCAGCUUAAGCGGACGCAAUUGCCGCGUAUCCCGUCGCUCAUUCCCGACGUCAACACUAAGCGCCGGCGCACCAAUCCUGGCGGCCAAUCUGGGUGA
Diutina rugosa is the source of this 2427-nucleotide messenger RNA. It is a transcript of the gene KIP1, whose product is annotated as Kip1p. Lineage: Eukaryota; Fungi; Ascomycota; Pichiomycetes; Serinales; Debaryomycetaceae. Gene Ontology annotation, molecular function: microtubule binding; plus-end-directed microtubule motor activity; ATP binding. The coding region runs from base 1 to 2427 and encodes 808 amino acids. The record is from RefSeq and is a predicted model, not a curated record. The transcript has a single exon. Gene Ontology annotation, biological process: microtubule-based movement.